CACAAUCCAAAACAAAAAACCCAAUUAAAUCAGCUUCAAACAUGGAAGACGCCACCGCUUCACGGCAGCAGCAGCAGCAGCAGCAGGGCGAGGCCGCGGAGCAGCCGGUUCGGUCGCGGUGGACGCCGAAGCCGGAGCAAAUCCUGAUCCUGGAGACCAUCUUCAACAGCGGCAUGGUCAACCCUCCCAAAGACGAGACCGUCCGCAUCCGGAAGCUUCUAGAGAAGUUCGGCUCCGUCGCCGACGCCAACGUCUUCUACUGGUUCCAGAACCGCCGCUCCCGCUCCCGCCGCCGCCAGCGCCAGGUCCAGGCCUCCCUCUCCGCCGCCGACCACCCCUCCGAAAUCCGCUACGACCACACCUUCUCCCCCAAUCCCCUCUCCUACCCCAUGCCCAAUUCGGGCUCCUCCUCCUCCUCAUCGUCCUCUUUCGGGCUCGAGGGUCAUAAUUCGGGCUGUGGUAUCGGGUUGUCGGGUUACCCCGGGCUUAUGCAGGAUUUUGAGCAAAGCCCCAUUUUCUGCCACUCACAAAAUCAAUCUCUUGUUGUUGGUGGUGGUGCAGAAAUGAUGACGGUGUUCGUGAACGGGGUGGCGACGGAGGUGGGGAGAGGGCCGGUGGAUGUGAAAGCGAUGUUUGGGGGGGAUUUUGUGGUGUAUCAUUCGUCGGGAUUGGCGGUGGAGAUGAACGAAUACGGAAUUGUGAUGCAGGGUUUACAGCACGGUGAAAGCUACUUUCUGGUAAAUUCUUAG
Salvia splendens (bonfire salvia) is the source of this 749-nucleotide messenger RNA. Its product is annotated as WUSCHEL-related homeobox 11. The transcript is spliced from 2 exons. Gene Ontology annotation, molecular function: DNA-binding transcription factor activity; DNA binding. The coding region runs from base 42 to 749 and encodes 235 amino acids. The record is from RefSeq and is a predicted model, not a curated record. Gene Ontology annotation, biological process: adventitious root development. NCBI's taxonomy places the organism in Eukaryota, Viridiplantae, Streptophyta, Magnoliopsida, Lamiales, Lamiaceae.